Molecule: messenger RNA, 6499 nt
Organism: Dicentrarchus labrax (European seabass)
Lineage: Eukaryota; Metazoa; Chordata; Actinopteri; Moronidae
Gene: cep131
Product: centrosomal protein 131
Exons: 30
Coding region: 156-3947 (1263 amino acids)
Biological process (GO): intraciliary transport involved in cilium assembly; regulation of centrosome duplication; cilium assembly
Cellular component (GO): centriolar satellite
Molecular function (GO): protein binding
Source: RefSeq, a predicted model, not a curated record
GGCGGCGACUGUCUGUGUUGUUACCACAGAGAUGAUGUUACGCGUUAUUUGGUUCCCUGUAUUUGUCCGCUGAGUCAACGGAGUACUGUCGCUGGGAAUCAAACCACCGCAGCGUAUCAACGAUGGUGCCAUCCAGCUUUUAAACUUUUCAGAGGAUGCAUACGACACGCAGCCCGUCAUCCAUCCCGACAGGUGUCUCCGGAGAUGCCUUGGACCUCAGCUUGUCAGGCGCCCAGCUUUCUAUGUCCAAAAGACCCAGCAGUGCAUCACCUGGGAAAUACUUCUCUCGGUCCGUGUCAGUUUCUGUGGCCAGUGACAGCAGAGGAAAACGCAACACCCUGAGCGAUGCUUGCCUCGGUAGCUCCCGCUCCAUCAAGAACCUUAGGCGGUCCAACAGCACCACUCAGGUUAAUCAGCAGGCCAACAUCAGUUUAAGUCAGGACCCGAGCGAGGACUACCUGUCCCUGUUUGACAGCAGCUCCGAUGGACGCAAGAAGCUGGCCAGCCUCAGCAAGGCCUCACCAGACAGAACCACGUGGAACAUCCUGGAUGACCAGCCCAGAGUUUUCCCCCCACACUCGAGCUCCCGCAGCACCGGCAGCGUGGACUCUCCCACCAGCCUGAAGAAAAGAGAGCCUGGCAUCGCCCUGGCUGCCACUUUCACUGCCAACAACAGAAGCAACAAGGGAGCCGUGGGGAACUCUGUCACCACCAUCUUACACAACAACUACUCUGAGAAACCGCUCACACCGAAGAGCUCCAACCAGAAGCCGUCGUUUAACAACAUCCUGAAGGCCACAGCAAACGAUGAGGUGUCGCUCGAGAACGGCUCCCUGACAAAAUCCCAGAAGAAUUUCUCUUCAGUUUCCUCCACAUCAAACAACAGAUCCCCAGUGUCGGCCCAGCGCGGAAGCCCUGUCCUGUCUCGGAGGAGGGAGGUCACUGAGGAGGAGGCCGAGAGGUUUAUUCAGCAGGUGAACCAGGCAGCAGUCACUAUCCAGCGCUGGUACAGACGCCAUGCCCAGAGACGGCACACUAACCAGGCAGCGCUCAAACGCAUCCUUGCCAACAAAAGAAAGGAGUGGGAGGAGAGAACAGAGGAGGACAGUCACCUGGAGACGCAGCAGAAAAAGGAUGAAGACAGGAAACGGAUUCGUGAGGAGAAAGCUCGUCUGGCCCGCCUCGCUGCCAUCCAGGAGCUGCAGCAGAAAAGAGCCCGGCAGGUUGCAGAGGUGCAGCAUGCUGCUGAGGUGGAGCAGGAGAGCCUGAGACAGACCUGUAUGGUUGGACGCAAGAAACCGCCCAAGAUUUCUCCCACCAACAGAAGUCCAGCCUCACCGAGCAACAACAACCCCAUGUCCCCCACAGACGUCAAAGCUAAGAACACAGAUUCCAAUUUGAAUGUUGUGGCUGACGUAGGUGAGCUGAGUUUCAGAGCCAUUUCCCCAGCUUUGUCCAAUCACAGAGGCUCUCAGUGUUCCCAGGAUCACGAAGACAGAGCAGAUGUAGACAUUUCCGUGGAGCAGCAGCAGCAUCUGGAGAAUGACAGGAAACUGAUUCGUAAGGAGAAGGCUCGUCUGGCCCGCCUCGCCGCCACCCAGGCGAACACAUCUGAUGAGCUGCAGCAGAAAAGGGCCCAGCGGGUUGCAGAGGCACAGCAUGCAGCUGGGGUGGACCCAGAAAACACGAGACAGACUGGUGUGGUAGGGCGCAAGAAACCGGCCAAAAUUUAUCCCAUCAACAAAAGUCCAGCCUCACCGAGCAACAACAGCCUGAUGUCACCCACAGACGUCAAAGCUAAAAACACAGACUCCAAUUUGAACAUUGUGGCUGAUUUAGGUGAGCUCACCAGCUUCAGAGCCAUCUCCCCAGCUUUGUCCAAUUGCAGAGCUUCCCAGUGUUCCCAGGAGAUUCUGCAGAGGUCGGUGAGUGUGGAGGACCAGCGGCAGGGAGCUUUGUCCAGCAGGGCUCAGUCUAAAACCACCCUCAACGAGCUGCUGGACACCCUGAAGCUGUUAGAGGAGGAGCCAGAGAGGCUGUCAGAGCCAAAGUGCUACCGCAAAGAGAAAUACGCCUGGAUAGAUGAGGACGGAGACUCCAACUCUCUGACCACCGACAACCUGGAGCGUCACGGCCAGCUGAGCCACCACCCUGCGCUGCCAGACGGGGGCGCCCUGCUCUCCGAGGCCAAGCUGCAGAGCAUCAUGAGCUUCCUGGACGAGAUGGAGAAGUCUGAACAGGAGAGACCACGCUCAGUGACUUCUGGCUCUCACAGAGAGGCUGUGUUGUCAGAGGAGGAGCUGGUUGGUGUUGAGCAGGCGUCCGCCACCGCUGCCGAAGUCACCGGCUCCAUGAUGAGAAUCAAGCUGGAGCUGGAGGAGAAGAAACGCACCGUCAACAUGCUGCAGACCGCACUGGCCCAGCAGAGGGAGCUGACCGUGAGACAUGUGAAGGAGACCGAGAAGGAGUUGAACAGGAACUUCCAGCUCCAGAAGGAACAAUAUGAAUCCACCAUCCAGAGACACCUUACAUUCAUUGAUCAGCUGAUCAACGAUAAAAAGGCUUUGAGCGAGCGCUGUGAAGGAGUGGUGGUAGAACUGAAGCAGGUGGACCAAAAGUACACCAAGAAGAUUGCACAGAUGCAGGAGCAACAUGAAAUGGUGUGGCAAAUUCUGGGUCCCUUGUGCGAGGAAAUCAAGAAGUUAAAAGAGCUAAUGAGUGCCACAGAGAAGAUCCGCCGGGAGAAAUGGAUUGAUGAGAAAACCAAGAAGAUUAAAGAGAUCACAGUCAAAGGUCUGGAGCCAGAGAUCCAGAAGCUGAUUUCUAAGCACAAACAGGAGCUGAAGAAGCUGCGGACCCUCCAUGAGGCGGAGCUGCUGCAGGCUGACGACCGGGCGGCCCAGCGCUACGUCCGCCAGUGUGAGGAGCUCCGCCAACAGCUGGAGAGGGAGAAGGAGGAGCAGUGCCAGAGGGAGAGGGAACUAGCCAAACAGAGAUAUGAGAAGCAGCUUCAGGAGGAGGAGCUGUCCCUGCAGCAGCAGAGGAGGCGUCUCUACAAGGAGGUGGCAGAUGAGAAAGAGAGGCUGGCUCAGCUGUCUUCAAGGCAGCGUGCUGAGCUGGAGGAUCUGCGGAGGCAGCUGGAGGAGAACAGCUCUCUGGCUGGACGGGCCCUCAGAGAGGAGCUGGACAAGACCAGAGAGGAGCAGGAGAGGAGACACCAGGUUGAGAUGAAGGCUUUACAAGAACGUUUGGACAUCGAAAAGCAGACGUGGGAAGAAAACUACAAGAAAAAAGAGGAAGUGUGGCUGCUGAGCCGCGAGCGCGAGCUCAAAGACGAUCUACGACGAGAACGCGACAAAGAGAUCGAGCUCGCCAUCUGGACGCUGGAGGAGGAGACGAGCAAGGACAAAGAGGAGUGUGAGAGGGCAGCUGACAACAGGGUGAAGCGUGUGAGGGAGAAAUACGAGGCUGAGCUGAGGGAGCUGGAGCGCUCCGAGAGGGCGGCUGUGGAGAAACAACAAGAGUUGAGGAAGCAGCAGAUGGAGAUGGAGGGAGAGCUGAUUAGACUGCAGGCCUUGCUCAGACAGAAAGAACAGGAGACUGAAGACAUCACUCAGACCAGGGACAAGCUGGUGGAUGAGCGCCGCAGCCUGGCGGAGGUGAUAAGGCAGGAGUUUGCCGACCGGCUGGUGAUGACAGAGGAGGAGAACCGCAGGUUGAAAGUGGAGGUGUCAGAAGUCCGAGCGAGGCUACGGCUGGAGGUGGAGAGGGUCACCAGGGAGAAGGAAGAGGAGUUGGCCGAAGUCCACCAACGAGUGAAGUCGGCCAUCUUGAAGAAGGAAGAAACUGUCAGUUGUCUCCGGAAGCAGCAUGAGGCUGCCCUGAAGAGGGCGGAUCACCUGGAGGCCCUGUGGGAACAGCAGAGGAAGCAGCUCCUGGAGAAGUGACCGUCUGGAACCUGGUUUGAUCCGUGUGGACCUCUCCUCUCUGAGCCUCCGUGGUCCGCGCUCUCCCUCCGCUCUGAGCUCUAUCCAUUGUGACGCUCUUCCUGAUUUUCUCUCCCCCCCUUUGGAUGUUGUUCCUGCCAGCAAGACUGAACCUGUGGAACUUCAGAGGCUUGAACAAGUGACUGAACCUUGUCCUACCUCAUUUGAAAAACACAAAAUGGGGAAAUGCACUGGGCCUCACUGUAUAGCCCCCCCAGGCAUGAAGGAGCGUGUUGUGUUGUGUUGUAAGGUCCCUAAUUUAAACGCCACAGACCAGGUGGCACCAGAUGAAAAGACUAUGGAUGGACUUGUCAUUCUUCUUCUUCCCCUUCCAUAGGAGGAUUGCUGCGGUUUGUGUCCCUCCCUCCCUCCCUCCCUCCCCCCCUCCCCCCUGCAGUCUGUGGGAGCAGGAAUGCCUCCAUGUUCCCCACAGAGCUGCCACAGAGAACUGUUCCAGAUGUUACUGAAACCAGCCCAGGCCUGCACUGGUGUAAAGUGGGCUGGGGUUGCUCUUUGUGGAGGACCACUUACAACCAUGGACUCAUGGAUCAGCAUCAGAGCUACAGUAUGAGCUUCUGUCUGCACCAUGUCAACUCCAGGUGCCCCCCUUUUAUCUGCCGAGUCAUGUGUUUAGUCCCAGUGCCCCCCUCCAGGCGAGUGCUAAUUACAGGAUCCAUAACCUCUCCCUCGCUACAGCCCUGAGACCAGCUUGUUGUGUGUGUCUGAUUCAGUUAGAGCUGAUGGAGGUUGUUAGAGAGAGCCAUGAAAGGAAGUGUGGGCUAAUUAAAGGAAGACGAGCGAGGAAGAGCGGGACGUCUGAUGGCGUGUUUGAGGUCGAAGACAGAUGAUUGUAGAACGUGUUUCUGAAUGUGAGGAAGGAAGAGGAGGAUGGGGGGGGGUGGAGGGAAGAAGGAAUGCACAUAGAAAAUGUUUAUAGGAUUAGGAAAGUAGGGCUGGGACAGAGUGGGGUGGUAGGAGGGUUGAGGGGGCACGAGACACGUGACCAGAGGUAUUUUAAAAGCCAUAUAGGUGCCUGAUUCAGAGGCUGCACUGUGACAAGACACAUCAAACUCAACAGGCAAAAUGGGGGGGGGGGGCCUCGAGCCACACACAAAUGUAAACUAUCUGUGUUUCCUGCUCUGUUCUGUAAUUCUCUCAGGAGCCCCCACCUCUCUGCACUUCCAACGAUGUAUUUCAUUCUGUUUUGUUUUUUUCUCACGUUACUUUUCUAAUUUCUUAACCCUCAUAACGAUUGGAGAUAUUCAGAAACCCCUCUCACAGACACAGAAAGUCUUUGUGGAUAAGAUUUCAGAGAGAAAGCUCCAUAGCAUGAGUUAGUGAUGGGUGGGUGGUGAUGGUGGGGGGGGGCUGUAACAAGAGUUUGUGCUGCAGAGAGAAACUCUAAACCUGGAAGUAAAGCCUGUUAUUUAGGCGCAACGUGAUGCGAGAGACCGCACUCGGAUGUGAUUGUAAAGGCCUCCAAAUUAGACCUCAUUUCAGAAGCUAUUUAUUCUGUUUUCUCUCUUUUUUUUUAUUUAUUUUCCAAUUCAGCACUCUUACGUGACCUUUGUAGUGUUAUUGGUCCACAGAAAGGUCAAAGAUUUGAAGUGAAGUUUCUGAAAGCUAGUCAACACGUUAAGUGUUUUUAAUUCUUUUUACAAGAACAUUAAACAGUUACUUGGCAGAACUGAUAACUGCCGGGGUGAAGCUAUAACGAUGCCAUUUUUAGAUGGUUUAAAUACAGUAUGUCAGGUUUUUCUGACAUGGAAGUCGUCCGAGCCGCAAUGUAAAGGGUUCAUAUGAAGUGUAGCGUAGCAGAAGGGUUAAUGUAGUCCAGCUUUAUGUCCUCAGAGGCAUUAAAUUAGAGUGAUUGUUAACCAAUAAACCAAACAUUCACAUCGAUUCCAACCCUCCUUACAGAAGCAAAAGGAGAUAAAAGCCUUUUAGGGAGGAACUGGUUAAAGCGUGUCACUGUCGGUUUCACACUCACUAACUGAGAUUCACUGUGAGUCACGAGGACUUUGACGUGGAGGCCCCGAAGGCCUCGUAGUUUUCCCGCUGCUCUGCUGGUGUUGGCACAGCAGACGGGGGCCGCCGGCCUCGAACCCCCGGGAGGGUGGCGAUGCGAGUUGGCAUUCCUCGCGCAUGCCCGUCCUACAAGCGCCACUGAGCCUUGCCUUUGUGCGUGUGUGUUUGUGUGCCACCACCAUUCCUCCCAUUCUGACCUAAGCUGACCCACAGACACACACACACACACACACACACACACACAAGGCGCCCUUGUUUGUUUUGUUGUUGUUUUUUCCAUUUGUAACUUUGUGUACAAACCAUUCCAGCUGUUCUACACGUGUAACCCUCUGCCCGAACGCGUCGCUCUUGCACACACUGUUUUCUGAUCUUGUGUUAGUCUAGUUUUUGUUGUUAUUCAGGCUGAUGGUUCGAACAACUGUGAAGAAGAUGGUGACUGAUCUGUCAGCAAAAAAGAAUAAAAAGCAAAGACUGUUGGGAAGACA